GGGGUGGUACUCAGCCACGUUGAUAGCGAAGGCCGGGAGGUACCGGUAGCCUAUGGCUCUCGAACUAUGACAGCUGCCGAAAGGAACUACGCACAGACAGACCGGGAAGCUCUGGCGAUAGGUUUUGGAAUACGAAAGUUCCACAAGUUCAUCUACGGUCGGCAUUUUCGGAUCGUGACCGAUCACAAACCUCUACUGGGACUCUUGCAUCACGCAAAACCGAUGCCUCAAGUGCUGUCGCCGAGGAUGUUGCGAUGGUCGUUAAUGUUGUCGGCUUACGACUACGAGCUGGAGUACAGGCCUGCUCAUCAGCUCAGGAACGCGGAUGCACUGAGUCGACUGCCUCUAACUGUGGAAGACAGCUCAACUGACGAGAAACUUUUUGAAGUCCGGAUGCUGGAGACUGCGCCGGAGAUUCCGUGGGAUGCCCAGAAGAUUGCCCGAUGCACCCGGAACGACCCAACCUUGUCCAGAGUUCGACAUUGGACGGGGGUUGGAUGGCCUCAAGGCAGGCUGCCGGACGAGUUCAAGCCAUUUGUUCGACGGCAGCACGAGUUGUCGGAGUAUCGGGGAUGCCUGCUGUGGGGAUGUAGAGUCAUCAUUCCAGAGCAAGCGAGAGACCAGGUUUUGGAGCUGCUGCAUACCACGCAUCCCGGGAUCGUCCGCAUGAAGGCGCUUGCCAGAAGCACAGUUUGGUGGCCGGGUAUCGACCAAGAUAUCGAAAGGAAGGUCCGAACCUGCCUGCCCUGCCAGGAGACAAGGCCGCAACCUGCACGUGCAAGACUGCAUCCGUGGAAAUUUGCCAGAAACCCAUGGUCCCGAAUCCACAUCGAUUUUGCAGGACCCUUCCAAGGAAAGGUUUUUCUUCUGGUGGUGGAUGCGCAUUCGAAAUGGCUGGAAGUCAUCCAGAUAGCAUCCAUGUCGUCAGCAGCAGAGUGUCAAAGGCUGCGAGUGCUGUUCGCAACACACGGUGUUCCCGACACUAUUGCCUCGGACAUUGGGACAGCGUUCGUCUCACAAGAAUUUGAAGAAUUUUUGCAGAGAAACCAGAUCCGGCACGUUAAGGUGGCGCCAUAUCAUCCAUCGUCAAAUGGCCAAGUGGAGCGCAUGGUCCAAGAAACUAAACAAGUCCUCAGGCGCAUGGAAGGAGGCGACAUGGCCACCAAGUUGGCCCGAUUUCUUUUGAGUCAGCAUAUUCUCCCGCACUCAACGACCGGAAAGAGUCCGGCGGAAUUGUUGAUGGGUCGGAGACUCCGUACUGCACUGGACCGGCUUCACCCAGACAAGGUGUACGCGAAUUCGAGCCGCGAGAACCAGUCUUCAUCCGCAAUUAUUUAA
Messenger RNA from Ixodes scapularis (black-legged tick), 1338 nucleotides. RefSeq lists its product as uncharacterized. The transcript has a single exon. Gene Ontology annotation, biological process: DNA integration. Lineage: Eukaryota; Metazoa; Arthropoda; Arachnida; Ixodida; Ixodidae. Gene Ontology annotation, molecular function: nucleic acid binding. The coding region runs from base 67 to 1338 and encodes 423 amino acids. The record is from RefSeq and is a predicted model, not a curated record.